AUUUCUACGUUGCACGUGUCGACACGUGAACUCCAUAGCAUCGAAGUCCGACGCCUCGACAAGUAUAUGAUAUAAUUCCCUUUCCCUCCCACGGUCCCACCCACCUAGGCAACCCGACAGGACAGAGCCGCUCGCCAUGCCCGGGCACGAGCACCGGACUGAAUACCAGUGUGAUCGGGAGAACCGGACCGAGUCACAGAGUCCGUAUAGCUUCUCGCUCCCCAAAUUGUCAACAAUGGCGAGAAGGCGAAGCUCCCCGGCGACUUUCUUCUUCUUCAUGCUUGUCUGUCUCGUGGCCUUCGCUGCCUUCGCUCCUCUGCCUUCUCUCGCUUCAUCUUUUCGCCGCAAACCAGUUAAUGCUCGAAAGUUUGAGAUCGCUGAUGAUAUGUUUUGGAAAGAUGGUCGGCCUUUCCAGAUAAUUGGUGGCGACUUGCACUAUUUCCGGGUUCAUCCUAAGUACUGGGAAGAUAGGCUGUUGAGUGCAAAGGCAUUGGGCUUGAAUACUAUUCAAACUUAUGUUCCUUGGAAUUUGCAUGAACCAAGACCUGGUGAACUGGAUUUUGAGGGUAUUGCAGAUAUGAUAUCAUUUCUCAAACUCUGCCAGAAGCUUGGUUUCCUUGUGAUGCUUCGAGCUGGGCCAUAUAUUUGUGCAGAAUGGGACUUCGGAGGUUUUCCUCCUUGGUUACUUGCCAUAAAACCAGCUGUCAACCUACGAUCAUCAGAUCCUUCAUUCCUUCAGUUGGUGGAAAGAUGGUGGGGGAACCUGCUUCCAAUGGUAGCUCCUCUUCUUUAUGGCAACGGAGGCCCUAUUAUAAUGGUUCAGAUUGAGAAUGAAUAUGGUUCAUUUGGAGAUGACAAAGCUUAUCUGCAUCGCCUGGUUGAAUUGGCUAGAGUACACCUUGGAGACAACAUAAUUUUGUAUACAACAGAUGGAGGUUCUAGAGAACUCUUGGAGAGAGGAACUAUACGUGGAGAUAUGGUUUAUUCAGCUGUCGACUUCGAGACUGGUGCUGAGCCAUGGCCCAUAUUCGAGUUGCAGAAGGAGUUUAAUGCCCCUGGGAAAUCACCAGCACUUUCUGCUGAGUUUUAUACAGGCUGGCUUACACACUGGGGAGAGGAAAUUGCAAAAACUGAUGCCAAUUCUACAGCAGCUGCCUUGAAGAAAAUUUUGUCACGAAAUGGUUCUGCUGUGCUUUAUAUGGCUCAUGGUGGAACAAAUUUUGGAUUUUAUAAUGGUGCAAAUACUGGAGCCGAUGAGUAUGAUUACAAGCCUGACCUUACUUCCUAUGAUUAUGAUGCACCCAUUAAGGAAUCGGGUGACAUGAACAGUGCAAAGUUCAAAGCAUUGCAGAGGGUUAUAAAACAACACAGUGCAGCAUUUCAUCGCUCAAUUCCUUACAAGAAGAAGAUGAAGGCGGGUUAUGGAUCAAUCCAAUUACGGAAAACUGCAAGCUUGUUUGGUUUACUUGAUCUUGUGGACUCUGUUGAUGUAGUUGAAUCUGAAGAUCCACUUCCAAUGGAGUCUGUAGGUCAGAUGUUUGGAUUUCUUUUGUAUAUAACUGGAUACACUGCAAUGGACAGCAUCAGUACUCUAUUCAUACCAAAGGUGCAUGACAGAGCUCAAGUAUUUCUUUCUUGGACUGAAAAUAAUGGAGGAAGACCAACAUAUGUUGGUACAAUUGAAAGAUGGUCCAAUCAAACAGUUCGCUUACCAAAUGUUCAAUGUGGCUCCAAUGUCAGCAUGUUUAUUUUGGUUGAAAACAUGGGCCGUGUAAAUUAUGGAAAACACAUGUUUGACAGGAAGGGUAUUUUAUCUUCUGUUUAUCUGGAUGGAAAUAAACUGCAUGGAUGGAAGAUGGUAUCAAUUCCCCUUCACAACUUAAAUGAGGCGCAGAAAAGGAAUCCUAUUAUCUCACUUGUACAUUCUGGAUUUGUUGAAGUACCUGCACAUGAAACAUUAAGAGGAGACAUUUCAGAGGAACCUGCAUUCUAUGCUGGUCAUUUUGUGGUUGAUGAAACUAGUCAAGUUAAAGACACAUUCAUGUCAUUCAGUGGUUGGGGUAAAGGGAUUGCAUUUGUCAAUGAGUUUAAUAUAGGAAGAUUUUGGCCGUCACAUGGACCACAGUGCAACCUGUAUGUCCCUGCUCCAGUCCUCCAACAUGGCGAAAAUGUUGUGGUAAUUCUUGAGUUGGAGUCCCCAAACCCUGAACUUGUGGUUAGCUCAGUUGAUCAGCCCGACUUCACAUGUGGCUCUAGAAGCUCUAAUUUACAUCCGCUCUAGUGCCACAUGCAUUUCUUGGGUUUCCUGGCCGUUCCUGAAAUGUGGAAUAGUUAAAGGAAUCCAGUUGGCAGAAAGAUAUAGCACCCUGUUAGCUGCAGCUUAAGGAUUGAUAUCAAGAUCAUUCAUGUCAGAUCCCGAGACUUUGCAACACAUCCUUUGGAGAACUUGUUUGGAGAAGAGAAGCUUGGAAGAAGGAGAAGCAAACCUUGUCUCCUCGUCUCUUUCAUUGAUUUAUUUUUUGUUCUCUUUUCUCCUGGAAGAUGACUGUCUUUUACUCUUGUUUCGUGCCUGAUUUGUUUGUUUAUAAGGGAGGGGAGUGUGGAGAAAUGAAUCAUUUUAUUAUUUUUAGACUGGUUUUUGUGUUGUGUUGCAUAAAAUGCCAAUACUUUGAUGAAUAUUUUAAACUAAUGGCACCAUUUACAUGGUGUUGAAUUAUUGGGUUUUAAUGCCCCUAUAUAUAUAGUACUGCCAAUUUAGAGA
This is a messenger RNA of Malania oleifera, 2761 nucleotides long. RefSeq names its product beta-galactosidase 17. Gene Ontology annotation, molecular function: beta-galactosidase activity. Gene Ontology annotation, biological process: carbohydrate metabolic process. Gene Ontology annotation, cellular component: vacuole. Lineage: Eukaryota; Viridiplantae; Streptophyta; Magnoliopsida; Santalales; Ximeniaceae. The coding region runs from base 137 to 2281 and encodes 714 amino acids. The transcript is spliced from 19 exons. The record is from RefSeq and is a predicted model, not a curated record.